Letharia columbiana is the source of this 966-nucleotide messenger RNA. RefSeq lists its product as uncharacterized. Lineage: Eukaryota; Fungi; Ascomycota; Lecanoromycetes; Lecanorales; Parmeliaceae. Bases 1 to 966 code for a protein of 321 amino acids. The record is from RefSeq and is a predicted model, not a curated record. The transcript has a single exon.
AUGCCUUUCCCCUUUCUUCAACUGGCUACCGAAAUCCGUCUACCAAUAUGCAGGCUCCUUCUGCCCUACUCUGAGUAUGAUGUUGAGGCCCAAAAAGACGAUUGUCCGGUCAGGUGGUACUCAGGCCAGUACCGUUGUCCGAGCAUCCUUUUGGUGAACCGCCAGAUCCAUCUAGAGGCUGCAGAGAUACUGUAUUCCGAGAACUUCUUUGCCAUCUACGUCAGACAUCCGCGGGAUCCACGCCUGCCCAUGAACGAAAGUCGAGCGGACCCGGAAUCAUUCAUGUUCGUUUCCUGGGCCAAGUCUCCCGAGGCAAAGAUGAACCGGGCUUGGGCGCAUCCACAAAAUCCAAGAGUCCCUUGCUCUAUCCUGGGACAUCACCAUAGUUUUCACCAUAUCCGAAAAUUCCACGUUAGUCUGCCGUCCUUCGAUGGUCUCUCUGGUGUCGACAUGUUCAUGAAGAAGACGUCAUUUGCUGCGUUCAAUGGUGUCAGUGCUUGGAUUGAAAAUUGUGCCAAAAAAGGAGACUACCUCGAUGUUGCCGAAAAGGAGCGGAUGUCUAUCGUACAGCAAUUCAAAGAUCCAAUUGACGAGCUUGGAAGACUGCUUCAAACUUCGGAAAGAAUCGAUCAAUUAUGCGUAAGCGUCCAAGCAUCGAAGUUCCAUAUCACGUUUCUUGAAUAUCUGCUUGAAGAACUGUUGAAAGUCGGCGAGGUUGGUGGCGCAGCUUGCUACUUCGCUCCGUCCCUCCUACAUCCUCAUACGCGAAUGCUUUGGGGGAACCUCGAUUAUUCUCAGCUGAGGAGGUGGGAAUAUCUCCUACAAUUGACGCCCAAAAAGCAAAGGGAAAAGUCUCAAUUACCGCCAGAAGUGGACGAUAUGUAUCGGUUGCUGCUCGCGAUCCGGACUUACCAACAGCUAGGUUCUAUACCGAUGCCUGACUGGCUCUCCCCAAUGCCAGCAUAA